This is a messenger RNA of Macrobrachium nipponense, 1075 nucleotides long. Its product is annotated as luciferin sulfotransferase-like. Bases 55 to 1011 code for a protein of 318 amino acids. The record is from RefSeq and is a predicted model, not a curated record. Gene Ontology annotation, cellular component: cytoplasm. The transcript has 5 exons. NCBI's taxonomy places the organism in Eukaryota, Metazoa, Arthropoda, Malacostraca, Decapoda, Palaemonidae. Gene Ontology annotation, molecular function: sulfotransferase activity. Gene Ontology annotation, biological process: sulfation.
GGGCAAUCAAACGAUAUCAUUCCUCCAGUGCCGAACGAGCCAUUCAGAUCAACCAUGACCACACAGAGAGAAAUCCCCGUCACCUACGAAGACCAGGGUCAUUUCCUCCAUUAUGGAAGGGUGCUACUGGUUAAACCAGGCAAAACGACCCUGCCGAUUAGAUUCAAAAGGUUUGCCAAUAUCAUCUACAACUUCGACUACAGGAGAGACGAUGUCUGCUUGUUCACUUUUCCCAAAAGUGGGACAGUUUGGACAGCCGGAAUCAUCUGGGCCAUGACGCACAUGGAGGAAUUGGAGAGAGCAAAGACAGAGAGUCUCAAUAACAGAGUUUUCUAUGUUGAUAAUGAUUUUAUACAAACUUUCAAAGAUCAAGACCACAGGGAGAAGCUGAAAAAGUUGUGUCCAGAUGCAAAGGAAGAAGAUGGAGUAGUCCUACAGUUGGCAGCCCUGGAAAAAGGACGGCGCAUAAUAUGGAGUCAUCUGCCUUUUGAUCUCCAGAAUCCUGACGUUCUUGAUAAGUGUAAAGUCGUUUCUGUGAUUCGUCACCCAAAGGACAAUUUGUUUUCUCGAUACAUUUACUACAACAAGUUUGGAGGUGCCAGUCUUCAGUUUGUAGCGGAGACAUUUUUAAGUGGGAGAGCAGUCCACGGAAGUCACUGGCAUCACAUCAACGAGACUUGGAAAAGGAGGGACCAUCCCAACUUGCACAUCAUGUUCUACGAGGACAUGAAAGCGGACAUCAUGGCUGAGCUUAGGAAGCUGAACGAAUUCUUGGGGACGAAUCUUACCGAGGAUCAGCUGAAAAAGGUAGCAGAGCACACCGCAUUCAACAACAUGAAAGAUCAUCCUACAAUGUCCCCCAGUUUCGUAAGCUUCAAAGGGUCCUUCUUUCACACUGGCCAAGUGGGAUCGUCGAAGGGAAAAUUCCCGCCGGGACUUGAUGCUCGGUUGGAUGCUUGGGUCAAGGAAAAUGCUUCGAAGGUCGAUCCUGCCUUCAGAUAUAUCUCAUAAAAACGAUUUUUGACAAAAUGGAAAUUCGGUGUGGAGUACAAUGCUUUAAAAUUUGAAAGCCAAA